Saxophila tyrrhenica is the source of this 3081-nucleotide messenger RNA. It is a transcript of the gene SPT16, whose product is annotated as FACT complex subunit spt16. Gene Ontology annotation, biological process: transcription elongation by RNA polymerase II. The record is from RefSeq and is a predicted model, not a curated record. Gene Ontology annotation, molecular function: nucleosome binding. NCBI's taxonomy places the organism in Eukaryota, Fungi, Ascomycota, Dothideomycetes, Mycosphaerellales, Extremaceae. The coding region runs from base 1 to 3081 and encodes 1026 amino acids. Gene Ontology annotation, cellular component: FACT complex. The transcript is spliced from 2 exons.
AUGGCUGACGAGGUCAGCAUCGACGUUGCGCAGUUCCACACGCGGCUGGCGUCACUCAUCACUCAGUGGAAGGCAGACAAGCGCAGCGGCAACAAUGUCUUUGGCGACGCCAACAGCAUCGCCAUCGUCAUGGGUAAGAGCGAUCCGGACACGACAGGCUUCCACAAGGCCAACGCGACGCAGUUCUGGCUGCUGGGCUACGAGUUCCCCGCUACCCUGAUGCUCUUCACGAUGGAGACCAUGUAUAUCGUCACCACGCAAAAGAAGGCCACCUACCUCGAGCCGCUUAAGGGUGGCAAGACGAAUGUCGAGAUCAUGGUACGGAGCGGGAAGGACGAGGCGGGCAACAUGAAGCAGCUGGAAAAGGUGAUGGAUAUCAUCAAGAAUGCUGGGAAGAAGGUUGGCGUGAUCACUAAGAAUCUCUCGUCAGGACCGAUGGUACAGCAGUGGGCGACAGCUUUUGGUGACAUUAGCAAGGAAGUCGAGGAAGUGGACAUCAGCCCAGCGCUUUCGGCUGUCAUGGCUGUCAAGGACGAGAACGAACUGCGAUCCAUCAGCAGCGCGUCACGUGCUUCCGCGAACAUCAUGCAGGACUAUUUCAUCGACACCAUGUCCGAUAUUCUCGACAAAGAGAAGAAGAUCACCAAUCGAGCGCUUGCCGACAAGGUCUCAAACAAACUUGACGAUGACAAGUUCUUCCGGCAGACGAAGAUGCCGUCCAACUUCGACUCCAUGCAGCUGGAUUGGAGCAUCCACCCGACUGUCAUGAGCGGCGGGAACUUCGACCUCAAAUUGAGCUCAGAGCCGGACGACAACAACUUACAUGCUGGUGUCAUCAUUUCUGCGCUUGGUCUUCGGUAUCAGACCUACGGAUCGCAGGUAGCGCGCACGUACCUGGUUGAUCCUACAAAGCAGCAGGAGAGCAUGUACAAGCUGCUUUUGAAUGUGCACGAGACGGUGAUCAAGGAGAUGCGGGACGGUGUUGUGGCGCGAGACGUCUACAGCAAGGCGCUUCAGGUCAUCAAGAAUAAGAAACCGGAACUGGAGAAGAAUUUCGUGAAGUCGGUCGGUGCGGGUGUUGGCAUUGAGGCGCGGGAUAACACCCUUGCGUUGAACGCUAAGAACCAGCGGACAUUGCGGGAUGGUAUGACCUUCACCAUUACCACCGGGUUCUCAGACCUCCAGAAUCCACAGGCAAAGAACCAGAAGCGGGACGGCACAUACGCGCUGAUGCUCUCUGAUACCGUCCGUGUCACGACUGGCAGCGAUGCGUUCGUCUACACCAAGCAUGCGGCGAUGGACACCGAGGCUACCAUGUUCUUCUUCAACGACGAAGAGGAAGAGGUGAAGGAGGAGAAGCCCAAGCAGAAGAAGGAUUCGCGUGUGGGUGCUGUUGCAUCUUCAAACAUCACCAAGACCAGGCUGCGAGGACAGGGAGGCGCGACUCAAAACGAAGAGAAGGAGCAGGCGCGGAGGGAGCAUCAAAAGGAGCUGCAUGCAAAGAAGCAGAAAGAGGGCAGUGAAAAGUAUGUUGAAGGCCACGGCAAUCUCAACGGCGUUGAGGAGAAGAAGUUCAAGCGCUUCGAAUCGUACAAGCGUGAUAUGAACUUCCCGCCACGGGUGAAGGACUUGAUCAUCGUGGUCGACGCAAAGAACAGCUCCGUCAUUCUGCCGAUCAUGGGCCGACCGGUACCAUUCCACAUCAACACACUCAAAAACGCGACCACUAGCACGGAAGGCGAGUUCUGCUUCUUGCGCAUCAACUUCCUUUCGCCUGGUCAGGGUGUAGGCAGGAAGGACGAUUCUGCUCCCUUCGAAGACCCUUCGGCGCAGUUCAUCCGCUCACUCACGUUCCGCAGCAAGGACACGGAUCGCAUGGAGAGCGUGAAAGAUCAGAUCACAGAGAUGAAGAAGGUGUCGCUCCGCAGAGAACAAGAGAAGAAGGAGAUGGAGGAUGUCGUUGAGCAAGACAAGCUCAUUGAGAUUCGCAACCGCCGGCCACACAGGCUCGACAACAUCUACAUGCGUCCGGCGAUGGAGAGCAAGCGCAUUGGCGGACAUGUCGAGAUCCACCAGAACGGUCUGCGGUACCAGCAUCUCGGCAACGCGAGAGUCGACAUUCUGUUCAGCAACGUGAAACAUCUUUUCUUCCAGCCUUGCGUUGGUGAGCUGAUUGUGAUCAUACAUGUCCACUUGAUCAACCCGAUCAUUAUUGGCAAGCGCAAGACGAAGGACGUCCAGUUCUACCGCGAAGCGACCGAGAUGCAAUUCGACGAGACUGGCAACCGCAAGCGGAAGCAUCGAUAUGGCGACGAAGAGGAGUUUGAGGCUGAGCAAGAAGAGAAGCGGCGCCGUGCUCAGCUCGACAAAGAGUUCCGCAACUUCGCCGAGAAGAUCGCUGAUGCUGGCAAAGGCGAGGGUCUGUCAGUAGACAUGCCCUUCCGCGAUCUCGGCUUCAAUGGUGUGCCCAGCCGCAGCUCCGUCACCAUCCAGCCUACCACGGACUGCCUUAUCCAGAUUACGGAGCCACCUUUCAUGGUUGUCAGCCUCAAUGACGUCGAAGUCGUCCAUCUCGAGCGCGUGCAAUUCGGCCUAAAGAACUUCGACAUGGUCGUGAUCUUCAAAGACUUCACCCGCGCCCCUGUACACAUCAACACCAUCCCGGUCGAAUCCCUCGACGGCGUCAAAGACUGGCUCGACUCGGUCGACAUCCCAUUCAGCGAAGGCCCGCUGAACCUGAACUGGACCACGAUUAUGAAGACGCUCGUCGCGGACCCGCACGCGUUCUUCGCAGAUGGGGGCUGGAACUUCUUGGCUGCAGAGAGCGACGAUGAGGGUAGCGAGGAGGAAGAGGAGGAGAGUGCGUUUGAGGUCAGCGAGGAGGAUAUGGCGAGUGAGGAGAGUAGUGAUGAUGAAAGUGAUUUCGAUGAAGAGGCGAGUGCGGAGGCGAGUGAUGAGGAGGCUAGUGAUGAGGAGGAGGGCGAGGAUUGGGAUGAGAUGGAGAAGAAGGCUGCGAAGAAGGACCGCGAGGGCCCGGAGGACGAUGAUCGGAGGAAGAAGAGUAACGGCAAGAAGCGGUAA